ACGUGAAUGUAUAGAAUACUUUGAUCAAGAUUGGUGCGUGGCAGUGAUGGAAGUUUCAUCCUGUGAUCAGAUGGGGCUGCCGAGGCCGAGCUGGGACAUGAGCAAGACAUUCUUUGGAAUGUAUGGGACUAAGAGAAAAUCAACGUUCUCCCAAGCUGAGGAACCGCAUGAUCAGUUUUGUCCAGUUGCAAAGAAGAUGUGUUCGCCAUCAGACCUUGCGAUGGACGAUGAUUGCCUUCCAGAGACAUCUUUCCCAGCCAUCACCCAUCAACCAUCGAAGCACCAAGUACCUCACAUGUCACCGUCACUUCACCAACGCCAGAGUGACCACACGGGACCAAGGGUAGAACCCCAACCGAACAAUCAGGGAGAAGGUCCAAAGUGGCUCUCGUGGCAGGGGGGCCGGCUGGCGAGCUGGUCGGCCGUGGCGCGGUCCUGCAGGGGCGGCGACGACGCCCAACUGGACAGAGAGGGGUGGGGCCAGGGGGAGGGUGGACGUGGUCAAGGGGGCGGGGCCGAGAGGCUGGGGUCGGGGUCAGGUCAGGAGGCAUUGCUGAGUAACCCCAGGGUGGAGAUAGAUCAGGAUUCAAACAGCUGCUGGCAGACUCCUCAAAACCUUCGCAAACAACUAGAGAAACAAAUUAGAACUCCUGAGCUAGAGCACGCAAGGCAGGAAUCACUUCGAGCCAAAGCAGAUAAACUACAAUCACAACUCCAUUACAUGAAGUCCAUGGAGGUAGAAAGCAACGACUACUGGGCGCUCCCACAGGAGAACAGCCUUAAGAUGGAAGAUGACCUGGAGCAGGCGCGGAUCGCUAUGGAGUCAGACUACGUACCAGAUCCCUACCAGUAUCACUGUAGUGAUAUACCUGUACCGAUGGCUGGCCAUGAUGCAGGUACGGUUAACCAAGUCCGAUGUUACUGCAAGCCAAAUUGGGAGGGGAUGCUGGAUCCUGUGGGGUAUAUAUGACACCCCUCUACCGGCCCCGCCCGCCCCUAUCGGUCUCACUUCCCUCAUACUUUCCAAUGAAAGGGAUUUGAUUUGUGUCAAUCCGUAGAUGUAGAGUCCUAGACACGCAAGCCAAAGGAUCUAGUGGGGUGUACAUGACAACCCUCUACCGGCC
This is a messenger RNA of Strongylocentrotus purpuratus (purple sea urchin), 1124 nucleotides long. RefSeq lists its product as uncharacterized. The record is from RefSeq and is a predicted model, not a curated record. The transcript is spliced from 6 exons. Bases 47 to 970 code for a protein of 307 amino acids. NCBI's taxonomy places the organism in Eukaryota, Metazoa, Echinodermata, Echinoidea, Camarodonta, Strongylocentrotidae.